AUGGAGUUUGGCUCAAAGACUGAGGAUACGAAGCCCUCAUUCGUCGACACUGAGAUCGGCAUAGAUGUUCGGUCUGACCAGGCCCACUCAGUCAUCUAUAUUGAUCCUGAGAAAGAAGCAACAGCUCGGAGAAAAUUCGACAAAUACCUUGUACCGGUUUCCCUCAUAUUCAUUACUCUGUCCGCGUUGGACCGAAACAAUAUCGGAAAUGCUGUAGUCUUUGGCUUUGAUCAAGACUUAGGUCUUGUGGGCAACCAGUUUAAUAACAUCCAAACUCUAUCCAGCUUUUGCAGUUUUGCCGGCGAGCUCCCUUGGACCCUAGUUGUCAGACGCUUUGGUGCUAGGAAGGCACUCGGUACUGCAUUCCUCUUAUGGAGUAUCUGUACCCUCGGAACCGCCUUUAUCCACACAUAUGGUCAAGCUAUCGCCGUCCGGAUGAUUCUAUGCGCCUGCGAAGGCGGUCUGUCUCCUGGGUUUGCCUUUGUUUACUCAACUAUUUACCCCCAAGAUCAAGCAGGAAAGCGUAUUAUGACGACCAACCUUGCCCAGUGCAUUUCCGGUGCUUUUGGUGGUCUUUUUGCCUAUGGAAUUCAAAACAUGGGAACUAAAAGAGGCCUAGCGGCUUGGAGAUGGUUGUUCAUUAUUGAGUUUUGCGUUACUAUCUUUAUUGGUGGAAUUGGCUGGAUCUUUAUCCCCGAUUCGGCCGAAACUGCAUGGUAUCUCAACGACGAAGAAAAGGAAACUAUGCGUCUUAAGAGAAAGCGAGACUAUGUUGUUCGAGGAGAACAAAAUUUCGAUUGGAAAUGGGCUACAGAAUCACUAAAAGACCCCUUUGUCUACCUCCUCGGCAUAGCCUUCUUCACCUCAUCGGUCGCAAUCAAUGGCUUUGGUGUCUUCCUACCUUCUAUUAUUAAUGGCCUAGGAUAUACUUCCCUUCAGGCUAACUACCUAACUAUCCCAGUCUAUAUUCUUGGUGCUAUCUCUCUUUUGACCCAGGUCUACUUGUCUGAUAAGCUUAAGCGGCGAAGCAUAUUUAUCAUCGGCUGCUGUGUUCCGGUUGCAGUCGGUUACUUAAUCUGUGUAGGGUCAUCGGUCCCUGGUGCUGGCUACGCGGGAAUGUUCAUUCUCGUUAUUGGGCUCUACCCUAUUUCCACGCUCGCUGUGACCUGGGCGACUAAUACGUUUGCACCGGACUCCAAACGUGCAAUCGCUAUGCCGAUCGUAUAUACGAUGGCCGAUAUUUCCUCGAUGGUGUCCUCACAACUCUACCCUAGCACACAAAAGCCCCGAUAUAUCCAGGGAAACGCAAUCGCUCAGGUAGCGUCGAGCUCGUCGAUCAUGUUCCAGCUUAGCAAUGAUACAGAGUUCGCCUUCGUCUUGGAGUCUGUCCUGUCGCUCAGUAAUAACCUCGGUGCCCAGACAGGUAAAGUCCUGCGGGCCGCGAGCCGAUUAUUCCGGCCGACUUGGAGAGCUGGUAUAAAUAAUUUUUGUUCCUUGGCGAUUCCAUUCAUGCCAAGGCAGCGGCUAUCAACGCCUCCCGCUUUCCCGUCUCGUCAGGCCUACUUCCGCGCGUCUACAUACUACCGCAAUGCCCCCUUCUUCCCGCAUGGGAAUGCAACUGAUUCUCGAAUCAAUGAAAUUGGAGCCCGUGCUGUCGCCAACUUCGACAACGCUGCCGCCCUGCCUGUCAUCCCCCCUUUACUCGCAAAGAUGUCAACAUGGAUCAGGUCGCACUCGUCGGCGUGUCUUUCGGCGGCGAUCUCGCUCCAUGCUCCACUCGCCGCCUCCCAUGAGCACCGGCUGUCGGCCGUGCUGUCGGUGGAUGGCUUGGAUGACCUGUACUCCCUUUUCAAGGAACAGUUCACCACUGGCCUUCUAGGCCUCUACAAUACUGGCCAGUUCGAUGAGUUUGACAAAUACAUUCUGGCCACCGAGCGCAACACUUCCAUCCCAACUCACCCUUCUGAUUGGUGGCGCCGUCUGCCCGAAUCUAGCGCCAACACCAGCGUCCUUGCCAAUAUCGACUGUCCUGUGUUCAUUGGUGAGGGUGAGAACGAUAGCUCCACGCCGGGUCAGGGAAAGGAGAUGGCCAAGUUGCUGGGAAACAAGAGCACUUACAACCUCUUCCGCACCAGUCUCAGCGCUGGUGAGCACCGUCAGCUCGGCGCCGAUGCCCAGCUAGCCCAAGUUACGCUGGAUUGGCUGGGACGGGGUGAACUGACUGUGCCGCACGAGCAAAUGACCAGGCAAGAUGAUCGCUAUACCUAUCACUAUAAAUCCAUUCACUUAUAUUUUCUGUAUCUUAAAUGA
Molecule: messenger RNA, 2310 nt
Organism: Penicillium atrosanguineum
Lineage: Eukaryota; Fungi; Ascomycota; Eurotiomycetes; Eurotiales; Aspergillaceae
Exons: 7
Coding region: 1-2310 (769 amino acids)
Biological process (GO): transmembrane transport
Cellular component (GO): membrane
Molecular function (GO): transmembrane transporter activity
Source: RefSeq, a predicted model, not a curated record